CGUCGAGCGCUGGCAACGACGUCCGAAAAAAGCGGAGGCGUGUUGUGCGCGUGCGAGGCCUACAUACGCGAUAUUCACUCGCUGUGUCGUCUGCCCAGCGUGUUCGUGACGGCACCGGCAUGGCUUUCUGAGAUCGCGCACGGAACCAGCCCGCCAACCAUGAGUUGCGCAGAGGCGAUGGCCGAUGACCUCGGCAAGUUCGGAGACCCGGAUGACCUUGCCGACGCCGAGGACCUGGUCAUGCUGAAGUUGGAGAAGCCUUUACCUGCAGGCCGAACCGUUCCGAAGCAGUUCACACUAAACGGUGACCGUUCGAUACUCACGGUGGAUUACAGAGGUUUCAUCGGCAACCGCAGCUUUUUGGUCAAGCAGGGUUACCCGAGGGUGCUGUUUGCUGGCUGCCCCGGCUUCAAGUCUGCGAAGGGCUUUCUCGCCGCUGCGCAGGACGUUCUGUGCAAGACGCACACACUGGUCAUCGUGCACAACCGGGAUGUCGUGGUGGACCUGACGGCCUGGUUUCCAGAUGUUCUUGCACUCGUCCUCUUUCACAACCUCAACUGCCAGCGCAUAGAGAAGGCGCACGUGCAAGGCAACAGGCCCACCUCGCGUCUCAAAAGACUAUGCGGCAACACGCCCGGCAUAGGCACCGAUGAGCUCUUUCUCGGCCCGUUCACCCUCACGAAUCUCUUUGCCUGCUGUCCCGAGUUCUCCCAGGUUCAGGCGCCCAUGGAGUACAUCGUUAAGAUGACCGACCAGGUCCAAUCGGAGGAGUGGCACAAUCUGCCAUUGCUCGAGAGCUGCCGGGAGCUGAGACUCGGCGGCAUCGCACAACUUGCUGGUUGCAAAUACACCAUACUGAGCAAAGCCGAUGGGAAUACCAUGGACAUGGCCCUCAAGCAGUAUCCAGAUAUCGAGCAGCUCCAGGUGGCUGCCAUGAAACCCGAGGUCAUUUCCCGGAUCCCCAAGUUUGCACAGCUCACGCGUCUGUGCCUGAUGUGCUCGAACGACACCCAGGGCCUGUGCCGUUUCGACCGGCUGACCCCGGUCCUGGAAGAACUGUCGCUGACGCAUCUGAAGCUGGUGCUCUUUACUGACGUGAGCCUCCGGACGAUCUCCGAAACCUGCGAGCAGCUCCAGAGCCUGUCUCUCUCGGGAAGCCAUGUUCGUGACGAGGACAUUCCGUGCGACGCGUUUCCGAAGCUUAUGUCACUCGCACUGGCGGACGGCAUCACGGAGAAGCCGUUCUUCGGACUCCUACGCGCGGCCCCCGGCCUGACCGAUUUGAGACUCGAGAACUACUGGACAGUGAUGAUGUUCGUGGGAGGGCCGAUGAGUACGCCCAGGCCCCGGCACGAGCACCUACGGCAGCUCACGCUGGGUACCGACCUGCCAGUGACGAAGCUACAGGUGUCGAUCGCAGACUUACGCGACGUGAUGCGAUCGGUGCCGUCCUUGGUGAGGUUGUGCACGGACAGCUACGACAUUCGGUUAUUCGUGGGCAGCUACCACCCGCAGGUGAGGCUGGCCUGGACCACGUGCACGGCCUGCACCGCAGAGUUCCCCAAGAUGGACUCUCAGCAGGAUGAUAUGUGGCGAAACGUGUUCGUGAGAGGUCUGCUUUCAUGAGAGGUCUGUUUCUCCGUGACUGGAGGUGCGCCAGCUUUUCCCAAUCAAGUAUGGGCUGGGGAAAAAUCAUAAGCGAUCUGCGAGUGCGUUCCAAACUGCAGUCUACGCCCUCUGACGAAGCAAGCGCCUGGUGUGGAGACAUGGCAUUGCGCAUGCGCGCUAGGAAUAGCAAUGAUUAAAGUGUCUGCUUCGUCCGCUCUGACGUGCGACAGUGCCUUGCACUCUCCGCUGCUUUUCGAAUAUCUAGAGGCUUUCAUUUGACACGCACUCGCAAAUACCGUAUUACUUUGUCUCACCCCUGUACAUGAUGCGUAUAUGAAGAAUUUGGUCACGGUUCCUCACCAAGUAGAUGCAUUAAGAAAGGACGUUUUUGAGGCCACACGGGUUCUUUCGUUGGGGCCAUAGACAGGCGUCAGCGGAAGGCUUCCUGUGUCUUGAAAUAUGACGCCUUGACUUGGUCAGUGACCGCCAAUGAUUUCUUCUUUACGAAACCCGACACAACCAACUUUCGUCCAAGUCUUGACUAUGUGCAUGCACGUGUGAAACCGAGAUGGCCCAAAUAGCUUUGCAAAAUCGCAGUUUUCAGUAGAACACGAAGGAUGAUACGGUUGGGCGUGAUGGUAUGUUAUAAUUCGCCGUACAGUGCAAAACACAUGCAGAGCGAACGAGACGAGCGCGGUAUGUCGUUCGCUUUAUGCCUGUUCGUCCCCUGUUUUGGGGCUGUACAGAAAAAAAAAGUAUUUCAAUUUAUAUGCGACACGAGCUUGCUGGACGACAUUCACCUGGUCAUCAGGAAAUUAUAUCAUGUCCCCAAAUGGCUACGUAUUUGAUGUAAUGCCGUUACAUCGGAGAGAGUCGGGCACAGCGGCACCGGAGGCACUACUUUGUGACGCUUUUGUCAAGCAUAAUAUACGUGAGAACCAUU
Dermacentor andersoni is the source of this 2551-nucleotide messenger RNA. RefSeq lists its product as uncharacterized. Lineage: Eukaryota; Metazoa; Arthropoda; Arachnida; Ixodida; Ixodidae. The record is from RefSeq and is a predicted model, not a curated record.